Molecule: messenger RNA, 954 nt
Organism: Saprolegnia diclina VS20
Lineage: Eukaryota; Oomycota; Saprolegniomycetes; Saprolegniales; Saprolegniaceae
Exons: 2
Coding region: 1-954 (317 amino acids)
Biological process (GO): protein phosphorylation
Molecular function (GO): ATP binding; protein kinase activity
Source: RefSeq, a predicted model, not a curated record
AUGAUAAUAAGCAUCUCACCGUUGCCGGACAGCGUCGACAAGAGCGACGACGGCGCCACGACGUAUACGGACAAGAUCGACAUCUUUGGCCUCGGGCAGAUUCUCAUCUCGCUCGUGACGCGCGAUGUCCCGUUCGGAUACGUCAUGAGGACCACUGGGCGGGCGGAUAGCCCCAUCGAUGACAACCUUGUCGCUGCCCGGCUUAAAGAUCCUGUGGAGGCAAUCAAAAUGCUCGCGGAGCCGUUCGACGUCGACUAUGCAUGCCCGUCGGAAGAGUACGAGACACUCGCGCUUGAGUGCAUCACGUACGACCCAGAACGCCGGCCUACGGCGCCCGAAGUCGUCCGCCGGCUCGAGACCAUCCGCCAAGCGUACGGCGGCGCUGGCUUUACGACGCCCGAUCUUGCCAAGGUCGACCUCACGGAACCACCGGUCAAGACAUCGGGCGUCCUCUACGUACCAAGUUUCGGGACCUCGCACGACAUUUGGUGCGAGAUCAACGUCGACGACACGAAGCGCACGCCGGUCAAGAGCUCCGUCGCGACCGGCGGCGCGUUGCAUCGUUUUAUGCCUGUGUCGACGACGAUUGCCAACAUUGAGCCGCUCUCGCACACUCUCGAAGUCCUCAUCAAGACCCAGGUUUUGCUUUUCCCCAAGACGAUCGGAAAGGUCUCGAUUCCGCUCAGCGAGCUCCUCACACUGGAAGGCGACGACAAAAGCUUGACGGCGGUGCGGACGAAGCAGGGCCCGAUCGUCCAUGAAGGCGACAACAUUGGUACCUUGGAGUUCCGGAUGGUGUUUGGACCGCAGAUUCGCGGGUACCUCGAAGUCUUUGAGCGGGAGACGACCGAGUUCCUGAAAAAGGCCAUUGCCGGGCCGAAGACGCUCGAUCUCUCCAAGAAGCGCGACGUGGCGGCCGCGGCGUUGCUGGCCAGUACGCCCAAGACCCCGUAG